Hippoglossus stenolepis (Pacific halibut) is the source of this 2036-nucleotide messenger RNA. RefSeq names its product NIPA magnesium transporter 2 (gene nipa2). Gene Ontology annotation, biological process: magnesium ion transport. The transcript has 7 exons. NCBI's taxonomy places the organism in Eukaryota, Metazoa, Chordata, Actinopteri, Pleuronectiformes, Pleuronectidae. The record is from RefSeq and is a predicted model, not a curated record. Bases 571 to 1677 code for a protein of 368 amino acids. Gene Ontology annotation, cellular component: membrane. Gene Ontology annotation, molecular function: magnesium ion transmembrane transporter activity.
GGUGUCGCUAACUCUGCAGGUCAGGUCGCUCCGGACACUUUCAGUUCUUCUAAAGGCUGGAGCACGGGGCCACUGGCCAUGUAGAGCCGGCUGGUUUGAGCACAGAGAAGCGGAGGACCGAUAACAGAGUGUGGACUUCAGCCUGGACACACACACACACACACACACACGGUCCACAGUGACAGGGUCAGGGGAGAAGGCGGAAGAAGAAGCUCGCAGUGCGACAGUCGUCAAGCGGUGUCGGAGAGUAGCAGCGAGCGGUAUAUGAUGGUUACCCACACAGCCGGGAGGGCAGGCUGGCUGUGAGCGAACCUCGAACCGCGACCACUUUUCUUCUUGUCGGUGAAAAACAGCCACACCCGCUGGUGUCGAAACGGGGAGUAUUUCUGAAACCAAGCCCGUGAAAGGACUUCUCUCGUAAACACGCCGCUACUAACAUUGUCCUGUGGCACUUCCUGGAUUCCUGAGUAUUGAAGUGUCUGGGCUGCACAGAGCUGCACUGUGGGUCAUCACCUUCACUGCUUAGUCGUCAAUGUGACGGACCGCACCAGCGACACAUCCAGCCUCACUAUGGGUCAGGACAGGGGCAAGUUUGACUUCUACAUCGGCCUGGGGUUGGCCGUCAGUUCCAGCAUCUUCAUCGGAGGCAGCUUCAUCCUCAAGAAGAAAGGGCUGCUGCGGCUGGCGAGGAAGGGGUCCAUGCGGGCGGGCCAGGGUGGUCAUGCAUAUCUAAAAGAGUGGCUAUGGUGGGCUGGUUUAUUAUCAAUGGGGGCCGGUGAAGCAGCCAACUUCGCAGCCUAUGCCUUCGCUCCUGCGACUCUGGUGACGCCACUGGGAGCCCUCAGUGUGCUUGUGAGUGCGGUGCUGUCGUCCUACUUCCUCACAGAACGGCUAAACCUGCAUGGGAAGCUCGGCUGCCUGCUCAGUAUCCUGGGCUCCACCAACAUGGUGAUUCAUGCGCCGCAGGAGGAAGAGAUCAACAGCCUCGAGGACAUGGCCAAGAAGCUGGUUGACCCAGGUUUUUUUGUCUUUGCAACUCUUGUCAUCAUCGUUGCGGUCAUCUUCAUAUUUGUUGUGGCUCCACGCCACGGUCAGACCAAUAUCCUUGUGUAUAUCACCAUCUGCUCGGUAAUCGGGGCACUAUCAGUAUCCUGUGUCAAAGGACUGGGCAUCGCCAUAAAGGAAGCGAUCGCUGGGAAACCUGUUGUGGGAAACCCGCUAGCGUGGUUCUUGCUUCUGAGUCUGGUGGCCUGUGUGAGCACGCAGAUCAACUACCUGAACAAGGCUCUGGACAUAUUCAACACGUCCCUGGUGACGCCCAUCUAUUACGUGUUCUUCACCAUGUCAGUGCUCACCUGCUCCGCCAUCCUCUUCAAGGAGUGGGAGCACAUGGGCACAGGCGACGUGAUCGGCACUCUCAGUGGCUUCCUCACGAUCAUCGUGGGUAUCUUCCUGCUCCAUGCCUUCAAAGACAUCAGCGUCAGCCUGUCUACUCUCGCUGUGUCAAUGAGGAAGGAAGAGCGGGCCUUUCCUGCGGCCAAUGGCUCGGCCUCCCACAGCACCUAUGAACUGCUACAUAAUGAGUCCACUGAGGGCGUGGAGGACAGAGAAAUGGGUUUGCCUUUUGAUAGCCUCUCUAGAAGAAACGGGGCAAUGACGACCUUGUUGGAUCAUUAAGGAACUUCUGUUUUUCCUGUCGCCCGACAGACCAGUAAUGGCGUUGUUGCGGUGUAUGUGAACAAUAAGACAAUCAGCUGUAUGUGAAGAGUGACUUGGACGGACCAGUGGAUUGUAUUUAUUGUUUAAUUUGCCUUACUUUUCUCCGAAUAUGACCUGCUCAUAUUCAGUUGCAGUUAGAACUUAAUUUCAUUCCUCUGUAGCGUUGUAAAUAUGAGUUUUUUAAAAGAAAUGUUUUGUUAUAUGUACAUGCAUAUCCAUGCACUGACUUACUUUCUAUAAAUCAAAGAAAAGUUUUAAUAUAUCUUCUACAGGAGCCCCUUCUGACAGGACUAUAUUAAAAAGGACACUAACUAUGA